AUGCGCAUGGUUCGAAAUGGACGCACAUUUGGAGAUGGCUUCAACGACGCGCCGUUGCAUCAAUGUCUCGCGUUAUCGUUGGCUGGUUUUGGUGGAGAAGAGGAUACUGGGAUAAACAAGGGCCAGGUAUGUAAUGGGAACGAUGAGACAAGGGAAAAGGAAAAGGGCAUGCUGGGUGGGGUCAAUCUAUGGCUCUUGCUUUCUGCUCUGGACGAAGCAAGGAGACUUGCGAGGGGAAGGCACGACCAGGUAAGCAAGAUUGAUGCACUAGAGACGCAAAAUGCCAGAAGCGAGCCUAGAAAAGACAAGAGCGGACGGGGCCGUGCUCUUUCCAACGGCCGCCCUCAACGGCUAUCCCCACAGUACGAGCACACCUGCGCACCUGUCUGGGCCUACAGUCUUGCACUGCAAGUACUGUAA
Messenger RNA from Fusarium graminearum PH-1, 420 nucleotides. RefSeq lists its product as uncharacterized. The transcript has 3 exons. NCBI's taxonomy places the organism in Eukaryota, Fungi, Ascomycota, Sordariomycetes, Hypocreales, Nectriaceae. The record is from RefSeq and is a predicted model, not a curated record. The coding region runs from base 1 to 420 and encodes 139 amino acids.